CCAAGACUGUGAGUAUCGCCCGCCCCUGCGCACCGCCGUCGUGGUACAGGUCAGAGGUCUUCAUCAUCAUCAUCGUCGUCAUCGUCGUCGCCAUCGUACAGGAAGGAGCAUGGGCACAGAGCAGCCUGGUCAUUGAGGGAGAGGACGGAGGGACGGGGUCGAGGGACGGGGUCGAGGGACGGUAUGCGACGGUGCAAUAGGCAGAACCAGUCCGAGGAGGAUAAUGGGAUGGUCGAGGAGGCAAUGGGGAAGAAGAGACGGUCACAGAGACCAGAGGGGAUGACCAGGCUCGAGUGCAGUGCACAUGCUCGUUCCGAGGGGACAUGUACACGAUGAAGAUGACGAAGAUGAUGAUGGCGACGGUGAUGCUAUCUCGACGAACUUCAGAGUUCAAAUUGACUUACCACAUAUCUUCACCUCACCCACUCUACAGUCAAGAUGCCACCGAAGAAGGCAGCCAUCCUCGCAAGUGCGUCCAAGACGUCCAAGAAGAAGAAGUGGUCCAAGGGAAAGGUUAAGGACAAGGCCCAAAACAUGGUCGUCCUGGACAAGCCCACUUACGACAGGAUCCUCAAGGAGGUGCCCACCUACAAGAUGAUCUCUCAGUCGGUCCUCAUCGACCGAAUGAAGAUCAACGGAUCCCUCGCUCGUGUUGCCAUCCAGCACCUGGUUAGGGAGGGACAGAUCAAGAAGGUCAUCCACCACCACGGUCAAUUGGUGUACACCCGAGUCGCCUCUGCCAGCGACUAAGCUCAUCGUACCGUCCUGGUCUGGCUUCGUCACUUGUCUAGUUCCCAUCAUCAUCAUCUCAUUUGCGAAAUGUCAUGUGUAGCACCAUCC
Molecule: messenger RNA, 840 nt
Organism: Microstroma glucosiphilum
Lineage: Eukaryota; Fungi; Basidiomycota; Exobasidiomycetes; Microstromatales; Microstromataceae
Product: ribosomal protein S25
Exons: 3
Coding region: 439-750 (103 amino acids)
Cellular component (GO): cytosolic small ribosomal subunit
Molecular function (GO): structural constituent of ribosome
Source: RefSeq, a predicted model, not a curated record